AAACUAGCCAGCAAACUGAGCUCGUCGCUGGGGCGAUCAGCUGGGAAGAAGUUCCGUGCAGCAAUGGAGCCUGGGCCGUGUAGUCCCGUUAGCAACGGAGGCGCAGCUCCUCUUUUGUUGCCAGUUCCCUCUGUACCGGGCCCUAAGUACCACCUCUUAGCUCAUACCACCCUGUCGCUGUCACACGUCCAGGACAGCUUUCGCACACAUGACCUCACCAUCUCAGGCAACGAAGAGUGCUCAUGUCCCCUCGCUCUAUGGCAGUAUGUGUAGCCGCCUCGCAGCUCAGCCUCACUGUAUGACCCAGCAGAUGAUGAGUGGAUGUUUGAAAGUGAAGCAGGUGGGCGGUGACCCUCAGAGUUGGACAAAAGUGUACGGCGCUCUAAAAGGAACGAGCCUUUUCUGUUACCACCGGCAAGAAGACGUGGAGGCUAACGUUGAGCCAGCUUUCACUAUUGCCAUCAACAAGGAGACCAGAAUACGUGCGUCAGAGAAAGACCCCCAAAGUAAAGUUCAGAAUAUCUGUAUCAGUAACCAGUACGGAGGAGAGGAGGUCACACACACCCUGACAACAGACAGCCGGGACGACACACACCGGUGGAUGGAGGCCUUUUGGCAACAUUUCUAUGACAUGAGCCAGUGGAAACAGUGCUGUGAUGACUUAAUGAAAAUUGAACUGCCAUCGCCAAGGAAACCGGCCCCUGCCACACCAAAACAGGGCUCGCUCUAUCACGAAAUGGUUAUUGAGUCGUCUGACGACCUGAGCAGCACCGUGUCGGACAUCCUGGCUCGGAGGAUGCAGGAGCUGGAGCUCCGCAGCCAGCUGGGCACCUCUCCCACCUGGAUGUCUGUGUUUGAGGAGAACAACCCCAUAAGCGCUGGCCGCCCCCGUCCCUGUACCUCUCGCCUCUCUGGCCACAGCCCCUGCACCCCUCAUCGCCUGCCCCGGAGCCCCGUGAGCCCCCACCGCUGCCCGCAGCUGAGUCUGCUGUCCUCCGAUGCGAGCCUGACCUCGGACAGCGACAGCCACUGCAGCACCAGCCCCUGCUCUCACCGCCACGGCUGGCCCGAGCCCUCUUCAAACUUCUCUCUCUUGUUGUCUUCCCCGUCCCGCCUGAGGCCACGCACCCUGUCGCUGGAUGCUAAGCUCAGCACCCUUCGAGGGAGGGGGUACGGAGCAGGGACCCUCCAGUGCCCCUGCCAGCCUCCCGCCUCCUCGCUGCUCGCCCCGCUCCCCGUUUCCUCUCGUUCACCUCGGUCCCAGCGCGGCACACAGACCACGCUCUCCUGCUCCAGCUCCACCUCCAGCAGCAGCUCGGGCACCAGCGAGGGCAGCCACAGCCCCGAGUCGUCUGAGGGAGCCCCCUUCUCGAGGCCCUCCCCGGCUCGACGCAGCGGCCCUCCAGGGCGGACUGUGGAUCCCCGCGCGGCAGCGGCAGCUCCGCGGGCUGCUGAACUACGCCCGCUGCCUGACCGCCAUGGCCUGGCUUAG
Molecule: messenger RNA, 1492 nt
Organism: Perca fluviatilis (European perch)
Lineage: Eukaryota; Metazoa; Chordata; Actinopteri; Perciformes; Percidae
Product: rhotekin-like
Exons: 8
Coding region: 209-1492 (427 amino acids)
Biological process (GO): mitotic cytokinesis; actomyosin contractile ring assembly; septin ring organization
Cellular component (GO): actomyosin contractile ring
Source: RefSeq, a predicted model, not a curated record